This is a messenger RNA of Pectinophora gossypiella (pink bollworm), 2453 nucleotides long. It is a transcript of the gene Vps16B, whose product is annotated as spermatogenesis-defective protein 39 homolog. Gene Ontology annotation, cellular component: cytoplasm. Lineage: Eukaryota; Metazoa; Arthropoda; Insecta; Lepidoptera; Gelechiidae. The transcript has 11 exons. The coding region runs from base 106 to 1359 and encodes 417 amino acids. Gene Ontology annotation, biological process: intracellular protein transport; vacuolar transport. The record is from RefSeq and is a predicted model, not a curated record.
UGAAACAUAACCUCAAAGUGACAGUGAUAUCAACAAAAACUAAAAACAUAAUCUUUUUUAUUUAUUUACUUCAUAGUACUCUUAUUUUCUCAUUAAUACUCAGCAAUGGAUGACACUGACGAUGAUUAUUGGAAUACCAGUGAAACUAAAGCUAAAGCGUUCAGUUUUGAUGAUGAUAUCUUAUCACCUCAAGAGAUCCUAGCUAUAGGUCAGCGGUCAUCCUCCAACCAAGAUGAUGGAGUGUUCAGUUCUGCCAACAUCAGCACGGUCAAGACGGCACUGCUUCCGCUUAACACUCUUGUGUCUCCUAAAGUGCUUGAUCUGAUCCUCCUAGCCCAAUCAGGCCGGGACCCUAAGGACUUGAAGCCAGAGUCAGUGCAGCCUGUAGCGGUGACCUUGAAGCGGCUGUCCCUCGGUCGCAGCUGCUCUCUUCAUGGACACCGCAGCUUGAGCAGCAAGACCCAGCUGCUGGACGCUGCUAUAGCAGUUGGGGAUGGCAACAGCAUACUUACUGUGGUCCUGUUCCUAAUACAAACACUGAACCGCAAGCUGGUGUACGAGCUGCUAGCGUCGCGGCCGUCUGCGCUCGCGCACUACAUCAGCUUCCUGAACAGCGAGGGGAAGGUCACUGAACUCACUGACUUGCUAACAAUGCUGGGUCGCAGUCCAGAGGCGGCGAUGUACCAAUUCCAACACCUCAUAAGGUCACAAGGAGACAACGUGGACGGCCUACUGAGGAAGCUGACCAACCUGGUGGCCAACCACUUCAACCAGCCCGGCGUCGACACCAACCAGUGCAAGAUGGCCUCUGACUACUACAAGUUGUUAGAAUGGCAGAAGCUAGCAAACAAGCCGGAACUGUUCAACACAUCAGCUCUCAACUGCCUCGCGUACUGCUGCUCACACCACUGGGCAGAGGGCGCGGGGAAUAUGAUGUCACCUCUUACUAUCUGCCAGAGACAACAGAUAAGUCCAUUACAGUACGACUGGGUGGUGCUCAAUAUUCACGCCAAAGCUGCCAAAUGGGACAUCGUAGAGACACUCUUUACUAAAAAGGACUGGCUCGGCCGGACCACGGUAUCAUCCCACAUACCGAUGGAGAGUCUGCUAUCCCGAAUGAGCGAGCUGCAAGCCAGCAAGAGGUUCCUGGCCACAUGCGUCAACAGGAUCCCAGACACCGACCACCGGCUCAGACUGGCCACCAUGUAUAAGAUACACACAGUGGUGAUAGAAACCUUAGCGAAGCAGAAGGACCGGGCGGCACUCACCAACUAUAAGAUGACCCUGAACCCGCAAUCAGAAGAGUAUAUACUCGCUGAGAACACCCUUAGGGACUCGUCUAUCAAAUGGAAAAACUGAUGCCAAAAGAGAAUACACUUAAUCGUUCAGUACAGAGCCCGGUAUGGAUAGAACGAAAGAAUAUUAAGAAUAUACAAAAUAUUCUGCCAAAGAGUAAAAACACACCCUGGACACUGCAUACAAAAAUCUCUUAGCAACGAGUAAAUGCGACAGAGAUACAGUGCGCGCGCUCUCUUCCUUACUCCUUAGCCGCUUACGGCAAUUUAAGACUAAAGUAAGACUCAGAGGGGGUGAGGAAGGCGCCCGAUACGAAUUGGUACGGGGCGGACAAUUACCGGGGGGGGGGGGGGGUUAGUUAUUAUUCUUUAUUCUCUGGUGAAAUAUACUCAGUAGACCGGAGUGAGAUGGUAGCUGAGUUCGAAUAGGGACAGACCUACGGGGUAUAAAGUAGAACCCUUGCCCACUAUACGGGUGAAGACCUCAACGGUUGCAGAGGCGAAGACGGGAGCCAUCGGCACGGCAAUGCAAGACGGAAGGGGCAAGUCACAGGGACUGUAACCUGGAACCUGACAGAGGGCAGCAGUAACUGUCAGUACAGGAGCCCUAGUCCAUACUAAGCCAUCUUUGUAAUAGACUACUCUGGGCGCCAUCCCACUCGCGUCAGAGUACUGCGGGGUGGAAGGCAAGAGGGAAGCCACUGUCCUAUUUUUCCCUAAAAAAGUAGUAUGGAAAAUGCUGCACCUACAAGAGCGUGGCUCUUAAAUUGAUGAUGAUGAUGAAAUAUACUCAGUAUAAAGUCACUGUGUCACAAAUAAGAAUAUACUUUAUUCUUCUUCCAGUGCCUGUCCAUUACUGGACGUUGGCCGUCAGCUUAGAGAACUCUUCUCUGUCAGAAGCAAGACGAAACAGCUUCUCCAAAGUUGUAACGCCGGCCCAUUAGCGGAUGUUCCGCAGCCAAGAAUUCUUCCUCCUUCCUCGACGUCUUUUCCCUAUACUGUAUUGCACCAACAUAAAGGAAAUAUUUACAAAAAUAAAAUUUUUAACAAAAAAAAAACCGACUUCAAACGCAAAACUAAAAAGCAAUAAAUAAAUUUACUUCGCACAAAGUAAUUAGUACGUAUUUUCAAUUAGUUAAUUAAUUUAUAAUUCUGAAG